AUGGAGUUAUCGGUAAGGACUGCGGUUCUCAGCAAGCCUGCAAAGACGUCGUCCUACAGACUACAGACUAAGGAACUCUCUUAUGAGAUUCAAACUCGGUGCGGCGACGAUGGCGGUUCUAAGUAUGUGCUUAAGAAGGUGUGUUGUGAAGCAGGGCCUGGCGAGAUAUUGGCAAUCGCAGGUCCCAGCGGUGCUGGCAAGACGACAUUGUUGGAAAUUCUGGCGGGGAUGAUACCCCCGAACAGAAUCUCUGGUAAGAUUCUGGUCAAUGGCUGUCCCAUGGAUGUUGGGAAGCUCCAGCAUUUGUCGGGGUACGUCACCCAAGAUGAUGCACUCUUCCCAUUGCUCACUGUCGAGGAGACGCUCAUGUACAGUGCACGUCUGAGACUCCGUGGUGGGGCCCGGAAGGCCAGAAUGAGAGUGCGGGAGCUGUUGAAGGAGCUGGGCUUGGAUCACAUUGCAGAGUCGAGGAUUGGUGGCGGCGACGACAUGUCCCGUGGUGUCUCCGGUGGUGAGAGGAGGAGGGUCUCAAUUGGCGUUGAUGUGGUCCACGACCCGGCUGUCCUGCUUCUCGACGAGCCGACUUCCGGCCUGGACUCGGCAUCAGCCCUUCAAGUUGUAUCGCUGCUUAAAUCGAUGGCGGUGAAUCAAGGUAAGACAAUCAUCAUGACAAUCCAUCAACCAGGGUUCCGGAUUCUCGAGCUCUUUGAUGGGGUUGUGUUGUUAUCGGAAGGAGUUGUUGUCCACCAUGGAUCGCUACAAAGUCUGGAGGCCCGCCUCAAGGUAGCUGGCCACUGCAUUCCUCAGCAUGUCAACGUGCUGGAAUUCGCAAUUGAUGCCAUGCAAAGCCUGGUUAUAAGAACAACCGUCGAUCACGAUUUCUUCCUCGACAGCCAUUUCAAUACAACAGACAAUCAGCAGCAACCAGCAAUAAUCUAUAACCAUAACACUGAAGAAAUGCCGUUUUCUUACGUGAAUUCUCGGUGCGAAGAAGUCAUAAUUCUAGGGCAGAGAUUUUGCCGCAACAUAUUCAGAACCAAGCAGCUCUUCGCCGCAAGGACAAUCCAAUCAUUGGUCGUGGGAUUCGCACUCGGGUCCAUAUUCAUGAACGUGGGCGGCAACGGGGGCCAGGCUGCAUUACAGACCCGAGUCGGGUUCUUUGCCUUCAGCCUCACCUUCUUGCUCUCCUCCACAACAGAAGGCCUCCCUAUUUUCUUGCAAGAAAGGAGGAUUUUGAUGAGAGAGACCUCAAGGGGGGCGUAUAGAGUCUCUUCUUAUGUUAUAGCAAAUGCACUUGUCUUUCUUCCUUUCCUUCUGAUGGUUGCAGUACUCUACACCACCCCUGUAUAUUGGCUGGUGGGCCUGAGAAGGGAGCUUGAUGGGUUUCUCUACUUCUCUCUGGUGGUUUGGAUGGUGGUUUUGAUGGCGAACUCAUUUGUUGCAUGCUUCAGCGCUCUGGUGCCGAAUUUCAUCAUGGGGAAUUCACUGAUUGCGGGGUUUAUGGGGUCUUUUUUUCUGUUUUCGGGGUACUUUAUAUCGAAGGGGAGCAUACCCAAGUACUGGAUUUUCAUGCACUAUUUGAGCUUGUUUAAGUACCCUUUUGAGGCUUUUAUGAUAAAUGAGUACGGUGGAGAGGAUGGGAGGAGGAGAUGUGUGCAAAGAGAGGGAGGGGAAUGCUUCUUGGAUGGAGAAGGGUUCUUGAGGCAGCAAGGGCUUAAGGAGAGGCAGAAAUGGAGUAAUUUGGGAGUGAUGUUGGGUUUUAUCUGUGGUUAUAGGGUUCUGUGUUAUUUAAUUCUAUGGUAUAGAUGCUGCAGAGCUAGAAAAUAGGGGGAUUUUCUUCUUCUUCUUUUUCUAUAAUUUUGGAAUCUGGAUUCUGAAUUUUAUCCAUUGAAUAUAAAAUAAAAGAAAAUGCAGUAGCGAGUUCUUUU
Magnolia sinica is the source of this 1928-nucleotide messenger RNA. RefSeq names its product ABC transporter G family member 10. NCBI's taxonomy places the organism in Eukaryota, Viridiplantae, Streptophyta, Magnoliopsida, Magnoliales, Magnoliaceae. The coding region runs from base 1 to 1827 and encodes 608 amino acids. The transcript has a single exon. Gene Ontology annotation, molecular function: ATP hydrolysis activity; ABC-type transporter activity; ATP binding. The record is from RefSeq and is a predicted model, not a curated record. Gene Ontology annotation, cellular component: membrane.